AUGCUGGGAGAUGUAGUCUUUGGAUGCUACCAUUUAAAACACUCACCGAGCGAAGAGAACUCAACUCCCAUGGUGCCUUGCUCCGGCCGCUCGGCAACUCAGCUCUAACCAAUCACGUGUCGGAAUCCUCGCGGCACCAUCUCCUGGAAUGCCCAAGGACUCCUCUCAUUGGUCAGCCCACUCUGCCAAUCAAGUGUUAACCCUCAAGUUGUUGCCUCCCGUCGUUUUCUGCCCUGCUGGGACUAACGUAACUGGUCAGUGCUGUGGCAAGACGUCCCGUCGCAGAAGACCUGCACCCAGAGGAUGUGGAUAAUCCUGUUGUAAGACGGCUCCAACGUUAGUCCCACAUCAAAAGAUGCAAGUGCAGGUCCAGGAGUCUCUGGGGAGGUGGAACGGGCUGGGCAGCCGGGAUGCCGUCUCCAGAUCUGAAGCCAUGGAGAACAUCCGCCAGGACGUCAUGAGGAAAGUGGAGGCCAUCGGACCCAUACCAACGUCCCCCCCAGCUUCAGGGAAGCUUCCCAACAGCGACCUAAAUGACGUGCUGGCUCACCUCCUCAUGCUUUCCAAACGGUGUCCCUUUGACGACGUCAAGGAGCGAUGCAUCCGGCUUCUACAGGGCGUCCAGGACUUGGGAGUAAGGAUCCCAAGACCCUUAGGAAACGGACCAAGCAGAUUCAUCCCUGAAAAAGAGAUUCUUCAAGUCAGUAAAGUGGACGCCAGGACACAAUCGAUAUUUGAGGAUGCAUUCGCAGCCCUCGGUCGUCUCGACAACAUUUCUCUGGUGAUGGGCUUCCACCCGCAGUACCUGGGGAGCUUUCUCCGGACGCAGCACUACCUGCUCCAGAUGGACGGACCCCUGUCUUUGCACUACCGGCACUACAUCGGCAUCAUGGCGGCAGCUAGACACCAGUGUUCCUACUUGGUCAACCUCCACGUGAACGACUUCCUCCAGGUCGGGGGGGAUCCCAAGUGGCUGAACGGCCUCGAUGGCGCCCCGCAGAAGCUGCAGCAGCUCGGAGAACUCAACAAAAUCCUGGCCCAUCGGCCGUGGCUUCUAACCAAGGAACACAUUGAGUGCCUCCUGAAAGCAGAGGAGCACAGCUGGUCCCUCGCCGAGCUAAUCCACGCCGUGGUUCUCCUCACACACUACCACUCCCUCGCCUCGUUCACUUUCGGGUGCGGCAUCACGCCCGAGAUCCACUGCAACGGCGGGCACACAUUCAGACCCCCCUCCCUCAGUCAGUACUGCGUCUGUGACAUCGCCAAUGGCAACGGCCAUGCUUAUCACCCCGACGAUCCGCUCGGCAACCAGGAGAUGUGCGGCGAGGUGGAGGUGCUGAUGGAGCGCAUGAAGCAGCUGCAGGAGUGCCGCGACGAGGAGGAGGAGGCCAGCCAGGAGGAGAUGGCAACUCGCUUUGAGAGGGAGAAGACUGAAAGCAUGCUGGUGGUCACGGCGGAAGACGAGGAGUGUGUCCCCUCCAGAGACAUCUCCCGGCACUUUGAGGACCCUAGCUAUGGCUACAAGGACUUCUCCAGGAGAGGGGAGCAUGUGCCAACGUUCAGGGUGCAGGAUUACAGCUGGGAGGAUCACGGGUUCUCUUUGGUCAAUAGACUGUACCCCGAUGUUGGUCAGAUGCUGGAUGAGAAGUUCCAGAUGGCCUACAACCUGACCUACAACACCAUGGCGACACACAAGGACGUCGACACCAGCAUGCUGCGCAGGGCUAUUUGGAACUACAUCCACUGCAUGUUCGGCAUCAGGUAUGAUGACUAUGAUUACGGGGAGAUAAACCAGCUUCUGGACCGCAGCUUUAAGAUCUAUAUUAAGACAAUGGUGUGUAGUCCUGAGAAGACCACCAAACGAAUGUAUGAGAGUUUCUGGAGGCAGUUUCAGCACUCCGAGAAGGUCCACGUUAAUCUGCUUCUUAUGGAAGCGCGAAUGCAGGCAGAACUGUUAUACGCUCUGAGAGCGAUCACCCGCUACAUGACAUGAAGUGCUUUGGGCCUUUAAAAAAAAAAAAAAAAAAACGUUUGUCGUUGUUGCUCAUCAGGGGACACUUCAGGAAAGGAAAAAAAAUAAGAAAAAGAAAACAUAAGGCAUCAUGGGAUUCAAAGUGUGGAGGAGACACGAGGGGCCCUGGUUGUGACUGUGCUCAUUGGAUGGGUGUUGAGAGGAGGAUCAGAUCAAAGAAAAGCAAGAAAAAAAUUAAAGGAACUGUUGAAGAAAAUCAUCUCAAACUACACAAGUUGCACAAGUUCCGUUUGUGUUGCCCGCAGUGCCAAAACUGACCAAGAGAGGGCUGCCUGGAGCAAACUCCUGCCCUGCUGCUGAGGAGUUUGUGCCAGGCCUGAGCACCGACACCGGAGGCGUCCGGGACGAUGUUUCAGUAUUCCAGCAUGCAACGCAGUUGCUGCAGAUCUCUUUUGUCUCCUGGUAGAGUGAAGACCCACAGAGGGAGAAAAAAACAAAACAAAAAAAGAGCAACAGUUGUGCAAGUUGUCUGCACUUUCAUUCUUUUGUCACUGUUAUAUAUGUUUAGUUUCUUUAAGACCUUUUUUUAUUUCAUUUUGUAUGAAGAGAAGUGGAUGUUGUUGUCAGUGUAGUUGCUGUUAGUGGCAACUGGAGAUGGAAGCAUUAACUUUGUUUUGUUUAUUUUCAUUUUGUAAGUGUGCCUGAAUUAUCCAGCGCAGUGUGCAGAUGUGCUGAUGAUGCUGCUCCCAUAAUGUGUUCAAUGGGGUCAUAUUGAUCCCCAAAUCACCCCCAAGUCCCUGUCCAUUAGAAAUCCACUGCAUUACCUCCCUCCCCCUUGUCCUCAACCCCCCCCCCCCCCCCUCAUCAGAAAUCUCAAAUGUCAAUUUAAGCUAGUCCAAGGAGCGUGUGUGUGAAAAAACCAGGAGGUUUGGAAAGAAACUCAAAGAACACUGUCUGAGCCCUUUAUUGAGUUUGUCUGUAACUGUGUGGAUGAGUGUUUAUGAUGACUGAAGUUGUGUGUGUUUGUAUUACAAAAAUGACGAAGAAAAAAAAAAAUGUCUUUUUGAAUUUCAUGUGUCAAAAAAAAGAAAGCGAGGCGUGUUGGAGGUUAGACUUCUUAGCUUCUGCUGUAGCUGUUUCUUGUGAGAUGACUGUAUCAUUUGUUGUUAAUGAUGUCUUUGAUUUUUCUGGUAAUGAGAGAAAAAAAAAAAGAAGAA
Pungitius pungitius (ninespine stickleback) is the source of this 3189-nucleotide messenger RNA. It is a transcript of the gene sesn1, whose product is annotated as sestrin 1. The record is from RefSeq and is a predicted model, not a curated record. Bases 356 to 1993 code for a protein of 545 amino acids. Gene Ontology annotation, molecular function: L-leucine binding; oxidoreductase activity, acting on peroxide as acceptor. The transcript has 10 exons. Gene Ontology annotation, biological process: cellular response to L-leucine; regulation of response to reactive oxygen species; negative regulation of TORC1 signaling. NCBI's taxonomy places the organism in Eukaryota, Metazoa, Chordata, Actinopteri, Perciformes, Gasterosteidae. Gene Ontology annotation, cellular component: nucleus.